GGGACCAAACCGAGGACGGAUCGGGAUCUUCUGCACUUAUUCGCGAAGUCCGGGCAUCGCUAAACGAUGCAUUGAAUUGCAAGGGAAGAAACAAGCCAGGUACGCAGAGCCUCAUUGUCCCAUCACCUCAGCAUGGAUAACCUAGAGGAGGACCUGACAUGGUCAGUGUGCUAUUCCCUCUUCGCUGAUCCUCGGGUCCUGCCCUGCUCCCACACCUUCUGUAAGUCCUGCCUGGACAACGUACUCCAUCUGGCGUCCGCUGCGGCUCCCACUCAAGUGCCCCAACUGCCAGUGUUUUAGAGCUACCACCAACGGGUGUUGACGCAUUGCCCAUAAAUAUCUCCCUCCACGCCAUCAUUGAGAAGGAAACCAUUUGUUUAAUACGUUUUUAUUUGAUCUUAUGCCCCAUCUUAAUAGUGUACAGUAUAAUGAAGUGGUAUAUCAUUUAUUUUAUUCCCAUCCUUACCUGUCAGUUCCAGAAGGACAGCCACCCACGGCCCCCCUCCUGCCCUGAGCAUCACCGACAGCCCCUCAAUGUCUACUGUGUCCAGGACCACCAGCUCAUCUGUGGCUUCUGCCUAACAGUGGGCCAGCACCAGGGACAUCCCAUCGAUGACCUGCAGGCAGCCUUUAUCAGGGAGAGGCAGGCGCCCACUCACCUGCUGGCGAGGCUCUCAGAGCAUUUUGUAGUCUUCUGGAUAGUUUACCUGAAGUGUUAUUUCCUGAAGGUAUGUGAGCAGGUGGAGCAGGAUAAGGCCAGCUGUGAGGGCCUAGUGAGGCAGGACCAGCAGGCCGUGGAACAGUACUUCCAGGGGCUAGAGCUUGCCAGGAAGAAAGAGCCUUUCAUGGGGGCCUUGGACACCACAAGCGUGGAGGUGUCUCUGGCCUAUGAUCCACUCAUCCAGAAACUGAAGGAGCUGCAGGUCGGUGUUGCCUGGGUCGCCGGGCAGAGGUGAUGUAUCAGUUUAUUUCAAAUAACAUUUUAUUUGUCACGUGUCGAAUACAGCCUUACCGUGAAAUGCUCACUUACAAGCCCUUAACCAACAAUGCAGUUCAAUAAAUAGUGAAGAAAAUAUUUAGUAAAUAAACAAAAGUCGAAUCAAAAAGUAACAAGAAAAUUACAUACCAGUAACAAGGCAAUAUACAGGGGGUACUGGUACCGAGUCAAUGAGCGGGGGUACAGGUUAGUCAGCGUAAUUUGUAAUGUGACAAUGCAUAUAAAUGCUAAUAAACAGCGAGUAGCAGCAGUGUAAAAACAGG
This is a messenger RNA of Salmo salar (Atlantic salmon), 1260 nucleotides long. Its product is annotated as tripartite motif-containing protein 59. Gene Ontology annotation, cellular component: intraciliary transport particle B; cilium. Gene Ontology annotation, molecular function: zinc ion binding. Gene Ontology annotation, biological process: cilium assembly. NCBI's taxonomy places the organism in Eukaryota, Metazoa, Chordata, Actinopteri, Salmoniformes, Salmonidae. The record is from RefSeq and is a predicted model, not a curated record.